Nematolebias whitei (Rio pearlfish) is the source of this 1617-nucleotide messenger RNA. Its product is annotated as insulinoma-associated protein 2. The transcript has a single exon. Gene Ontology annotation, biological process: regulation of cell cycle process; negative regulation of transcription by RNA polymerase II; neuron differentiation. NCBI's taxonomy places the organism in Eukaryota, Metazoa, Chordata, Actinopteri, Cyprinodontiformes, Rivulidae. Gene Ontology annotation, cellular component: transcription repressor complex; nucleus. Bases 1 to 1617 code for a protein of 538 amino acids. The record is from RefSeq and is a predicted model, not a curated record. Gene Ontology annotation, molecular function: RNA polymerase II cis-regulatory region sequence-specific DNA binding; DNA-binding transcription repressor activity, RNA polymerase II-specific.
AUGCCUCGAGGAUUCUUGGUGAAGAGGAACCGGCGCGGCUCGGCGUCAUACAGGGCGCGCAGCGACGGGAAACUCGAGGCGCGCGAGGACGAGAGGAGCGGCGCGCGAGCGGAGGUCCCCGAGCUCGAGGUCUUCCCGUUCCACCGUCCGGAUGGAGAACUCCCGGAGUCCAGCGAGGGUCUGGUCAGGGAGGUGUGGAGCCCGCACGUGGAGUCUGCGCUGGAGGCGGAGGCCGAGCGGAGCGCGCAGCUGCCGGACACGGAGGUGGACGUCCUCAGUGUGGACGGAGACUUCCCCUGCUUCUACCCGCCCGCGUGCGACCCGGCUUCAAACGCGUCCCGCAGCCCCGUGCCACCGGUCAGCACGCGGCUGCCGGAGCGACAAGAGGCGGCAGACAGGCGGGACCUGCCGUUCCUGGUGAGACCCGCGCACAGCUCCGCGCCCGCUUCCAUGGAGAGGCUCCGUCUGCACGCGCAGCCCUACAGCCACAAGUUCGACCCGAACCUGGCCCGCGUGCACCUGUUCCCCUCACUGACACUGAUGGAGCAGGAGCGCGCGGAGAGAAAACGCUCCUUCCUCGACGCGGACCAGAAACUCGUCACGAAGCAGCCCAAGAAACCCAAACCGAACCGGAGGCUGAACUUCGAGGACGAGGUCACCACGUCUCCGGUUCUGGGUCUGCGGAUCAAGAAGGAGAGUCCGGAGCUGAGGAGGCCGCGGGAGAAGCCGUCCGGGACUCAGCCCCUCGGGGAGUUCAUCUGUCAGCUCUGUAAGGAGGAGUACCCGGACCCGUUCUCCCUGGCCCAGCACAAGUGCUCCCGCAUAGUGCGCGUGGAGUACCGCUGUCCCGAGUGCGACAAAGUCUUCAGCUGCCCCGCAAACCUGGCCUCCCACCGGCGCUGGCACAAACCCCGCCCGGCGAACAACCCGGGUCCCGAGGCGACCCGGAGCCAGGCGCUGAAGGAGACCCGGACUCUGGUUCAGGACAAACAGUCCGAGGGCAAAGAGAACGAGCUGCAGCACCACGGCGCGCUGGACAGCUCCGCGCGCGUGCUGCUGCUCCGCCCCGACUGGAACCCGGACCUGCAGCAGCACGUCCGGGCCGCGGACAGCCCCCAGUCCGGACUCCGGCUGCUCAACCCGGACGAGCAGCCGCCGGUACCGUUCCUCCAGUCCUUACCGGAGGAGGAGGUGUACGAGUGCCGCUACUGCGGGAAGAAGUUCCGCCGCCUGGCGUACCUGAAGAAACACCUGGCCGCGCACGAGAUGACGGCGCGCGCCUCCCCGCCGCCACCACCUUACAGCCAGACCCAGGUGUUCUUGUGCCACCUGUGCGGCGCGCGCUUCCCGUCGGUGGAGAUCAGAGACAAACACCGGCUGUGGCACGCGAUGAGGGACGAACUGCUGGUCGGAGGAGGACGCGGCAGAGCGGACGUUUUCCACGCGCGCAGAGAGGAGGGCGGCGUGGAGCGCGAGCCGCACCAGCAGCAGAUCUUCACCUGCAAGUACUGUCCGUCCACGUUCUUCAGCUCACCGGGCCUCACGAGACACAUCAACAAGUCUCACCCCACGGAGAACCGGCAGGUGAUGCUGCUGCAGAUGACGGUGCGGCCGUGA